Pongo pygmaeus (Bornean orangutan) is the source of this 4177-nucleotide messenger RNA. It is a transcript of the gene HRH1, whose product is annotated as histamine receptor H1. Gene Ontology annotation, biological process: regulation of vascular permeability; positive regulation of vasoconstriction; G protein-coupled receptor signaling pathway, coupled to cyclic nucleotide second messenger. Gene Ontology annotation, molecular function: G protein-coupled serotonin receptor activity; histamine receptor activity; neurotransmitter receptor activity. Lineage: Eukaryota; Metazoa; Chordata; Mammalia; Primates; Hominidae. The transcript is spliced from 2 exons. The coding region runs from base 442 to 1905 and encodes 487 amino acids. Gene Ontology annotation, cellular component: plasma membrane; dendrite. The record is from RefSeq and is a predicted model, not a curated record.
ACCGUGCCCCUAGCAAACUCCCAGCUCUUGCCUGACAAGUUACUGCCUAACCCGUGACUUAUUUUGGGAAUCCCUGACGCAUUUCUUUACCGUCCCUCAUUUCAGAGCACACCAUGCCGGCAGGGCUUGGAGGUGGUAUGUGCUGGGAAACUGACCAACAGUUCAGUCAGACUGAGUCACUUCAAGGAGGGGAGUGGAGACAGCAGUGGGUGCCAGAUGACACGGAGCUGUCGGCUUCCGUGUGCAUUUUCUUUUGACAGUAGCUGUAGAGAAGUUGUCAGCCAGGCAGCCCCCUAAUGGGAUUUUUCAUUUAAGAAAAAUCACUCUGCUUGUGCACUGAUGGAGAAAUGAACUACAAGAAGCAAGCCCUGAGGUCUGGAGGCAGGAAGCUACUGAAACCACCCAGGGAGUGAGUCAUAACUGGCGGCUGCUCUUGUGCCAAUGAGCCUCCCCAAUUCCUCCUGCCUCUUAGAAGACAAGAUGUGUGAGGGCAACAAGACCACUAUGGCCAGCCCCCAGCUGAUGCCCCUGGUGGUGGUCCUGAGCACCAUCUCCUUGGUCACAGUAGGGCUCAACCUGCUGGUGCUGUAUGCUGUACGGAGUGAGCGGAAGCUCCACACUGUGGGGAACCUGUACAUCGUCAGCCUCUCGGUGGCGGACCUGAUCGUGGGUGCCGUCGUCAUGCCUAUGAACAUCCUCUACCUGCUCAUGUCCAAGUGGUCACUGGGCCGUCCUCUCUGCCUCUUUUGGCUUUCCAUGGACUAUGUGGCCAGCACAGCAUCCAUUUUCAGUGUCUUCAUCCUGUGCAUUGAUCGCUACCGCUCUGUCCAGCAGCCCCUCAGGUACCUCAAGUAUCGUACCAAGACCCGAGCCUCGGCCACCAUUUUGGGGGCCUGGUUUCUCUCUUUUCUGUGGGUUAUUCCCAUUCUAGGGUGGAAUCACUUCAGGCAGCAGAUCUCGGUGCGCCGAGAGGACAAGUGUGAGACAGACUUCUAUGAUGUCACCUGGUUCAAGGUCAUGACUGCCAUCAUCAACUUCUACCUGCCCACCUUGCUCAUGCUCUGGUUCUAUGCCAAGAUCUACAAGGCCGUACAAAAACACUGCCAGCACCGGGAGCUCAUCAAUGGGUCCCUCCCUUCCUUCUCAGAAAUUAAGCUGAGGCCAGAGAACCCCAAGGGGGAUGCGAAGAAACCGGGGAAGGAGUCUCCCUGGGAGGUUCUGAAAAGGAAGCCAAAAGAUGCUGGUGGUGGAUCUGUCUUGAAGUCACCAUCCCAAACCCCCAAGGAGAUGAAAUCCCCAGUUGUCUUCAGCCAAGAGGACGAUGGAGAAGUGGACAAACUCCACUGCUUUCCACUUGAUAUUGUGCAGAUGCAGACUGUGGCAGAGGGGAGUAGCAGGGACUAUGUAGCCAUCAACCAGAGCCAUGGCCAGCUCAAGACAGAUGAGCAGGGCCUGAACACACAUGGGGCCAGCGAGAUAUCAGAGGAUCAGAUGUUAGGUGAUAGCCAGUCCUUCUCUCGAACAGACUCAGAUACCACCACAGAGACAGCACCAGGCAAAGGCAAAUUGAGGAGUGGGUCUAACACAGGCCUGGAUUACAUCAAGUUUACUUGGAAGAGGCUCCGCUCGCAUUCGAGACAGUAUGUAUCUGGGUUGCACAUGAACCGCGAAAGGAAGGCCGCCAAACAGUUGGGUUUUAUCAUGGCAGCCUUCAUCCUCUGCUGGAUCCCUUAUUUCAUCUUCUUCAUGGUCAUUGCCUUCUGCAAGAACUGUUGCAAUGAACAUUUGCACAUGUUCACCAUCUGGCUGGGCUACAUCAACUCCACACUGAACCCCCUCAUCUACCCCUUGUGCAAUGAGAACUUCAAGAAGACAUUCAAGAGAAUUCUGCAUAUUCGCUCCUAAGGGAGGCUCUGAGGGGAUGCAACAAAAUGAUCCUUAUGAUGUCCAACAAAGAAAUAGAGGACGAAGGCCUGUGUGUUGCCAGGCAGGCUCCUGGGCUUUCUGGAAUCCAAACCACAGUCUUAGGGGCUCGGUAGUUUGGAAAGUUCUUAGGCACCAUAGAAGAACAGCAGAUGGCGGUGAUCAGCAGAGAGAUUGAACUUUGAGGAGGAAGCAGAAUCUUUGCAAGAAAAUCAGACCUGUUUCUUGUAACUGGGUUCAAAAAGAAAAAAUAAUGAAAAUAAAAGAGAGAGAGAAUCAGACCUGGGUGGAACUCUCCUGCCCCUCAGGAACUAUGGGAGCCUCAGACUCAUUGUAAUUCAAGCUUUCCGAGUCAAAUGAUUGACAACUGAAGGGACACGUGGCUAGGGUUCCACUGGAGAAUUGAAAAGAACUCUUGAGCCCUCCUGGAAUGGAGCUGUAUAACUGUGCAGAGACUUUAUCCAUGCGAAUAGUUGCUGUCCCCUUCCAGGGGUCACCUUGAGAGGCAUGACAGCUGUUCCACAGGGGCUACCCCUUCUCAGAAAACUUCUCUUCUGAGCCUCUUUUACAGCUUUCUCCAGGACCAGUGUCUGAACCACCCUGGAAAUUCUGCCUUAUUAUUUCUUACUCAAACAUGUUUAGAGUGGAUAGAAAAUUAUGCAGCUUGCACACCCAUCGUCUUUAACCCCAAAUUUCCUUUGGCUGUUAAAAAAAGUGGUGGCAAAAGCCGUCUUCAAAAGAAAGAGAAAUGAAAUAUUUUUGAAUGGUUGCACGUUAAAAAUUAAAAGGAAUGGGGGCAGAAUGCCAUAUUUUUGAGGGCUGUACUAGGUUUAUCUCAUUUAAGCCCCACAACAUCCCACAGGAGGGUAAUUUUCUAACUCUAGUUUGCAGAGGAGCAAAUUGAGGUUCAGCAAGGUGAGAGAGGUACCCAAGGCCACACAGCUAGUUACAUGAGAAAGUUAGAAUACAAAUCCUCUGGGGUUUCAGCUUAUUGUAGCAUAUUUUCUCCGAAAGGCAAAAAUGUGCCCUUUUGGCCAGGCGUGGUAGCUCAAGCCUAGAAUCCCAGCAUGUUGGGAGGCCGAGGUGGGCAGAUCAUUUGAGGCCAGGAGUUCAAGACCAGUCUGGCCAAUAUGGAGAAACCUUGUCUCUACUAAAAAUACAAAAAUUAUCUGGGCAUGGUGGGGCAUGCCUGUAGUCCCAGUUACUUGGGAGGCCGAGGCACGAGAAUCGCUUGAACCCGGGAGGUGGAGGUUGCAGUGAGCCAAGAUCACGCCACUGCACUCCAGCCUGGGCAACAGAGCAAGACUCUGUCCCAAAAAACAUAAAUAAAUACAAUAUUUUAACAAUGUGCCCCCUUAAGUGUGCACAGAUACACAUACACAGUAUUCCCAAGAGUGGUGGCAGCUCAAAAUAAUGUUGAGUAGACGAACAGCUGACAUGGAGUUCCUGUGCACCUACAGAAGGUGAUGCUUUGAAGGAACCAAGUGCAUUUUUAUCUGUGAGUUCUGUUGUGUUUGUCAAAAAGUCAUUGUAAUCUUUCAUAGCCAUACCUGUUAAGCAAAAACUAGUAAAGACGUAGGAACAUAUAGUUUUACUUGGUGUUUAUGUUGCAAUCUGGUUGUUAUUUAUAUUUUAAAACUUGAUGCUAAACUAUAAUAUGUAUAGCAAAUGGAGUGCCUGUACAAGCUGAUAUUUUGUAUUUUGUGUUCCUCUUUGCAUGAUCUGUUAAAAUGAGAUAUUUUUACCUACCUAAAAUAUGAUGUUUAGGCUGGGCGUGGUGGCUCACACCUGUAAUCCCAGCACUUUGGGAGGCCGAGGCAGGCGGAUCACGAGGUCAGGAGAUCGAGACCAUCCCGGUUAACACCAUGAAACCCCGUCUCUACCAAAAAUAGAAAAAAAUUAGCCGGGCGUGGUGGCCAGCCGCCUAUAAUCCCAGCUACUCCAGAGGCUGAGGCAGGAGAAUGGCGUGAACCCGGGAGGCGGAGCUUGCAGUGAGCCGAGAUGGUGCCACUGCACUCCAGCCUGGGCGACAGAGCGAGACUCCGUUUCAAAAAAAAAAAAAAAAGAUGUUUAAAAGCAUACUGUAUGUGAUUUAUUUAUUUCUACCUUUCUAAGUCUCUUGGACUAAGAAGAUGUAUUGAAAUGUACCAUCAAAUGUUAACAAAGUUUGAUAUGGGGUUUCUCUUUGGUUUCUCGUCACAUUUGUAAGUGUCUUUUCAAAAGGAUUUACUUUUUAUAAAAAGCUUCAUUCUCA